Danio aesculapii is the source of this 2074-nucleotide messenger RNA. RefSeq names its product single stranded DNA binding protein 2a (gene ssbp2a). Lineage: Eukaryota; Metazoa; Chordata; Actinopteri; Cypriniformes; Danionidae. Gene Ontology annotation, cellular component: nucleus. The record is from RefSeq and is a predicted model, not a curated record. The transcript has 17 exons. Gene Ontology annotation, molecular function: protein binding; single-stranded DNA binding. Gene Ontology annotation, biological process: positive regulation of transcription by RNA polymerase II. The coding region runs from base 127 to 1182 and encodes 351 amino acids.
GAGAGUACUGUUUUCACCGCGGUCCGUCCAAUGGUGAGGAGCUGUUUGAGUCGCUAUGGUGACGAGAUUGUUUCGCCGGAGGUUGUGAUGGGUUGACAGGUGCGGGACAGUCGCGUCUGUGCCAGCAUGUACGCCAAAGGCAAGAGCAGCGUGCCAUCGGACAGUCAAGCCCGAGAAAAGUUAGCUCUGUAUGUGUACGAAUAUCUGCUGCAUGUGGGAGCUCAAAAAUCAGCACAGACAUUCCUGUCGGAGAUCCGAUGGGAGAAGAACAUCACAUUAGGAGAGCCGCCUGGGUUCUUGCACUCCUGGUGGUGUGUUUUCUGGGACCUCUACUGUGCUGCUCCUGAGAGGAGAGAAACAUGCGAGCACUCGAGUGAAGCCAAAGCUUUCCAUGAUUAUAGUGCAGCAGCAACACAGAGUCCAGUGAUUGGGAGUCCACCUGGAGACGGUAUGCCUUUACCUCCUGGAUUUUUCCAGCAGUUUAUGUCUCCUCGAUAUCCUGGCGGACCCAGAGGCUCUCUCCGAAUACCCAAUCAGGCUUUGGGGCCUGGGAACCAGCCACUCCUACCCAGUGGGAUGGACCCUACAAGACAGCCAGGCCAUCCCAGCAUGAGUGGGCCCAUGCAGCGGAUGACCCCUCGAGGAAUGGUUCCUAUUGGACCACAGAACUAUGGUGGUGGAAUGAGGCCUCCCUUAAAUGCCCUAGUUGGACCAGGAAUGCCAGGGAUUAACAUGGGUCCUGCAGGAGUAAGACCGUGGCCAAAUCCUCCAAAUAACAAUUCGAUCCCUUAUUCAUCCGCAUCUCCAGGCAGUUAUUCGGGUCCCCCAGCAGGAGGCGGCCCUCCGGGCACACCAAUCAUGCCCAGUCCUGCAGAGUCAAACAACUCGAGUGACAACAUGUACAGCUUGAUCAGCUCAGUCCCACCAAAUGGGACCAGACCAAAUUUUCCGUUAGGUUCAGGUGCUGAUGGCCCAAUAGGGAGCAUGGCAGGCAUGGAACCGCAUCAUAUGAAUGGUUCAUUAGGAUCUGGUGACAUUGAAAGCCUCCCAAAGAGCUCACCAGGAAAUCUCAGCAUGAGUAAUCAGCCUGGCACACCAAGAGAUGAUGGAGAAAUGAGCGGCAACUUCCUCAACCCAUUUCAGAGUGAAAGUUAUUCUCCUAACAUGACAAUGAGUGUGUGAGAGGACAGCACAGGAGCAAAAUUUCAAGAUUUCACAGUGCUCAGCAAAAACACACAUUCAACCUGCUUUUCUACUCAUAUUGUCUGUGGUGGACUUUUGUGAAUUGAAGUGACGUUCUUCUACACCAGAUCUGACCAAACUAAAGUAAGCCUUGAAAGGAUCCAGAUGACAUCUGCACAUUUUUUCUUACAUUUGUUUUGUAAUUUCAUGGUUAAUGUCCUGUGUUCUGUCUGAAUGAACUCAGCAAAGGUGUGGGGUAAAAUAUUUGGGACUCAACUUGGACUUGUAUGACUGAACUCGGGACUUGACUGGAGACUAGAAAUAAAAGAUUUGAGUUUAACUUUUACUUGCAAAACAAUGACUUGGUCUCAUCUCUGCUUGAAAUAAGCAGGGGCUUGACUUGGAUUGCUUGAGUCUCACAAAGACUUUACUGACUCAAGACUUGAAGGUUAAGACUCAAGACUUGAAGGUUAAGACUCGAAACUUGUAGGUUAAGACUGAAGACCUGAAGAUUCAGACUCAAGACUUAAAGAGUAAGACUCGAGACUUGAAGGUUAAGACUGAAGACCUGAAGAUUAAGACUCGAGACUUGAAGGUUAAGACUUGAGACUUGAAGAUUAAGACUGAAGACCUGAAAAUUAAGACUCAAGACUUGAAGGUUAAGACUUGAGACUUGAAGGUUAAGACUGAAGACCUGAAGAUUAAGACUCGAGACUUGAAGGUUAAGACUUGAGACUUGAAGGUUAAGACUGAAGACCUGAAGAUUAAGACUCAAGACUUGAAGGUUAAGACUUGAGACUUGAAGGUUAAGACUCAAGACCUGAAGGUUCAGAACUGAGACUUGAAGAUUAAGACUCAAGACCUGAAGGUUAAGACUAAAGACUUAAAGGUU